Molecule: messenger RNA, 2333 nt
Organism: Chelmon rostratus (copperband butterflyfish)
Lineage: Eukaryota; Metazoa; Chordata; Actinopteri; Chaetodontiformes; Chaetodontidae
Gene: oat
Product: ornithine aminotransferase
Exons: 10
Coding region: 157-1482 (441 amino acids)
Cellular component (GO): cytoplasm
Molecular function (GO): L-ornithine transaminase activity; identical protein binding; pyridoxal phosphate binding
Source: RefSeq, a predicted model, not a curated record
CGUCGAAACAGCACGGUUCUCGCACGGCAGCCUGUCACAUAAAGCCAUCCGCCUCCACCGAAGGACAGGGGGAAAAAAUAACAUCAUUCGUGUUUCAGCAGGGUUUAAACUUCUCUCCACUUCUCUCUGACAUAGCAACAUAGAGCCAAGAAAGGAAUGAUUCGCCAGCUGAGCCGCAGCCUAAGCCGUGCUGCCCCUGUUCUCCAUCGCGGCAUCCACUCCGGCACACGUCCGGCCUCCACCGCUGCCGCCAAACUGAAGGUUGAGCGUCCGCUCACCGCUGACGAAAUCUACGCCCGUGAGGAGAAGUACGGCGCACACAACUACCAUCCCCUGCCUGUGGCCUUGGAGAGGGGGGAGGGCAUCUAUGUGUGGGAUGUGGAAGGCAACCGGUAUUAUGACUUCCUGAGUGCUUACAGUGCAGUAAACCAGGGCCACUGUCACCCAAAGAUUGUAGCUGCUCUCAAGGAGCAGGCCUCCAAACUCACCCUGACGUCUAGAGCAUUCUACAACAAUGUGCUGGGAUCCUAUGAGGAGUACAUCACCACCAUGUUUGGCUAUGACAAAGUCUUACCCAUGAAUACAGGUGUUGAAGGUGGUGAGACUGCCUGCAAGCUUGCCCGCAAGUGGGCUUACAAUGUAAAGGGGGUUCCCAAAAACAAAGCCAAAAUAAUUUUUGUAGAGGGAAACUUCUGGGGCCGCACUAUGGCGGCCAUCUCCAGCUCCACCGACCCCAGUAGUUAUGAAGGGUUCGGUCCCUUCAUGCCAGGCUUUGAGCUUGUCCCAUACAAUGACAUCCCUGCACUGGAGAAAGCCCUUCAAGACCCAAAUGUUGCAGCUUUCAUGGUGGAACCCAUCCAGGGGGAAGCUGGGGUGGUGGUCCCAGACCAGGGCUACCUGACCAAAGUCAGAGAACUUUGCACCAAAUACAACGUGCUGUGGAUUGCUGAUGAGGUGCAGACAGGCCUGGCCAGGACGGGCCGGCGUCUGGCUGUGGACCACGAGGAAGUCCGCCCAGAUAUGGUGAUUCUGGGCAAAGCUCUCUCUGGUGGAGUUUACCCUGUUAGCGCAGUGCUGUGUGAUGAUGAGGUAAUGCUGACCAUCAAGCCUGGAGAACACGGGUCCACAUACGGAGGUAACCCCGUGGCUUGUCAGGUUGCUAUCGCUGCCCUUCAGGUGAUGGAGGAGGAGAAGCUGGCAGAGAAUGCUCAAAGGAUGGGAGAGCUACUGCGGGCCGAGCUGCGAAAGCUGCCCAAAGACAUUGUGACAACAGUGAGAGGGAAAGGCCUCCUUAAUGCAGUCGUCAUCAAAGAGACCAAAGACUAUGACGCAUGGAAAGUGUGCUUACGCCUUCGUGACAACGGACUGCUGGCCAAGCCCACCCACGGGGACAUCAUCCGCCUGGCCCCUCCCCUCAUCAUCAAGGAGCACGAGCUGCGCGAAUGUGUCGACAUCAUCCAGAGCACCAUCAUGUCCUUCUAAACCGCAACUGUUCAACAACGCCGACAACCACAAAACAAUCCAUGUUAGCAAUAGCUCCUGCAUGGCCUGUCAAAAACUUACUCAUCAUUUAUUGUUUUUAUUUUUAUUUGUUAUUCAGAAGUAGAGGUUCUUUGAUGGUUCUUACUGUCAAAGGCAGCAAACUGUGUGUGGAGUGUGAGGUUACACUGACACUUUUGUUGUUGGUAAUAAUUCAUUAAUAAUUCAGUCUUCAGUGAAAACCGUUUUUAAUUAUUUUUUAAAAGGGUAAAUGAUUUCACGAAUGGAGCAUGCAGUUUAAAGUUACAAUAACUUUAUGCCUACAAAUGGUUAAGAUAUUCACUCGAUUACAAGUAAUCUACUGCUGUCUACAAACGCAAACCCCGUGAAGCGAUUCGUGUUACAUAAGAGGCCGGCUAGUCCGGGUACUUUUAAUCUCAAGAGCAGGGUUUGUACACAUCAUUAAAAAUACUUGAAAUGCAUUUGAAGUUUUCAGAAUCUGGGCCUCGAAGGACUGCGUAAAAAAACUGUAAUUGCACAAAACUUCUGAGAAAAGCUAAAAGGUCAAGUAGCAUUUCCAGUACAAAUAUGGUCACAGAUCAUAUGCAGCAGUUUAAUUUUUAUUUAACAUAUGUUACGAUAUAUGUUACUGAUGAGGAAAUGCUCUCUGGCUCUUUAAGAUAUAUAAUUUGGUGUAUAUCUGAUGUAGAAGGAUCAGUGAGUGUUAGGACUCAUGCUGCUAGUAAACGCUGGUUUGAUUUUGAGUAUUUACAGUAUCUGUACAUUGUUUUCUUGAACUUUCUGAUGAAUGUUUCAUCUAUUAAAAGAACAAUGUAAACAUUGUCUUUGUGAAG